AUUGCAUUUCAACCAACAUUUUCAUUUUAAUAUCAGUGGAUCCCAAUGAGCAAAAUUCCUUAAGUAUGCGCAAAUAAUGCUUAAAAACAUAUGAUUUAAAAAAUGGCAAAUGUAUUAUAAUAUAUCGUUUAAAGGGAUAGUUCAUCCAAAAAAUGUGUAACUAAUUACUCACCCUCAUGCCAUUCUAAAUACCUAAGACACAAAUUAAUAUAUUUUUGAUGAAAUAUGAGAGCUUUCUGACUGAAUUUUCAUUUUUGGGUGAACUAUUCCUUUAACAAGCAUGUCUUGCUGAUCAAGCAGUCUAUAAUGGAUCUACUGACCAACUGUCAAGACCUCAUCACCACUGAGCAUUAGCAGACAGGAUGGCUAUUUUGCUGAUUAGACCUAUUUAAACAACCUAGAAAGGCUUGGGGAGACGGAAGAUGGCUAUAAAUAAUUUAAGACAGGUUAAAAACAGAGGCCUAGAAACAGGCAGACCAAUGAGGAGCUAGGUCUUUGUAUUUUAUGCAGAUGUUCAGCAGAAUCAGCAGUCUGUAGUCUUUACAGGUGUUUAUCGAUAUUUCAGAUAUCGGCAGGAAAACAGUGCAAGAGCAGGUGUCAUUAUUCACGCUGAUCGCACUGCAAUGUGUUUCUGAAACCCGUAAAUUUUCAUAAAGCUAAUUGCUCUGAAAAGCAAAGUGGGCUCUGAUUGGCCAGAUUUCCACUGUGUUGUGAUUGGCCGAAUGCCUCAUGUGUGUUAUGCCCCUUAACACCGUCAUGUCGUUGAGACAAAACCCAUCACAAAAAGUGACUAAAGCAUUUUGAUAAGUUGCUGUUUAUUUAGUUUAAAAUAAUUCAAGUACUCAUUUAUGAGCUGGCAAGCUCACAUGAUGCAAUUGGAGAUCAUUGGAAAUGUUAGUUUAGGAUUUUACAAACAAUGUUUAAACAGGAAAUUAUUUGGGAUAGCAACUGAUAGUUUAAUGAACUUAAAAUAAGAAAAAGCACUAUUGUGAGCACCAUUUAAAAAAACAAAACACCAAUAUUAUAGGAGUACCUGCUCAAGUUUACUUUUUGAAAUUUGAAAUGUUGCUGAUUAAAUUUAAAAAGUCUUCCACAGUACAAGUAUUUUUAAUGGUGCAUUGCACGUUGUUAAAUUAAUUGAUAUCAUAGUAUAAUAUUUUUGUCUGAACCUGUUUAAGGCAAACAAAAACCAUUGAAUGCAUUUCUAAGAAUGUUUAUAUGAGGUAAAAAUAAACCAUGUUCAGUUUUUAUAUAUUGUGAUGGAUAUAUUUUUUUUGCUAUUAAGGUUAUGCUAUAAUUUUAGUAAUAAAUUAGUCAUUUCUGCAUAACAGAUUGUCUGUUAAUGGUACAGAAGUUGAUGUAAAUCUUCAGUAAAUUUUCACUUUUAGAGUUGAAGGAAAUGUCAGAAAAACGUACAGGUAAUUGUCCUGGUAACAUUCAUACUUUUAUUUAUAUUUUACAGUGUAGCACUGUCAUGCUCUUUCUGAAGGCCGUGACGCAGGUUUUGUGCAUGCACGGGUCUGGCACUGUGGAUAUCUGACGUGUGUGUGAGAAAAGGUGUGUCUGAAUGUGUGUGUGUGUGUGCGUGUCAGAAAGAGGAUGAGACGGUGGGGGAGGGUGAAGAGAAUGUGAAUUGCUAAAUCCGGGCAAGGGCACACAAGGACAUAAUGUAUGAAUGAUGUCUCUCACUGGUUUAAUAUUUAAAGCUCAAAUCAGUUACAUUGAGAAGAUGAGGAAAUGACAAUUGCAUGAGCAAAAGAGAAACUGCAGCGCAGUCCACAUGUCAUCCCAGUUUUUAGAAUGGAUGUGGAGAAAAUUCUUAUUGCUAAAAAAAAAACUGGCUUUGUCAUUAGAUCCUAGUCGCCUGGGGAAAUAUCACUGCUGUUUGCCAUUUAUCUUUGACCAUUGUGUUAUCAAUUGAAUCGCUCAUUGUGGAUUCAUUUUAGAGAUUAGAUAACGUGUGAGAACAACAGGACAAUUGUUAGACCACAGUGACUAAAAUGAUAUCACAUAUUGGGCGAUGUAUCAAAGAGCCCUUGUUUCUAAGGAAAGUCUCUACCCUGGAGCUCAGUGUUUUUCACAGAUCUUUGCCAUUUCCCAAGAGGCCAGAUUGUAUAUGUCAGCGCUAUACAGUUUAAGACUGCUGGCUGGCAUGGAAACGUUGUCCCCAGCUGCUUGUUUUCAUGUAGAAAGCCUGAAACAGCUCUCAAAAGGCUUUUUCUUCUUUAUGUUUGUGCGUCUCAUUGCACCACAGCAGAGCAAACAACACCAAGGUCACGGGUUCAAUUCCCAGGAAAUCAUGAACUGAUCAAAUGUUUCCUUGAAUGCAAAAUUGCUAUGGGUAAAAGUAUUUGCAAAAGUGUAGGUCUCUCACAUUUCCGUCCAAAAUAUAUCAUGAAGGAGUUGUUAAAUGCGCUUAAGUCAACUCUUUAAUGCAUUAAUUUAGUCUCAGUAUAAAGGGGCCAUUGUGCAGUCUAAUCUGGAAUAAGUUGCAUAAUGUAAUCUCUGUAAAAAGGGGUUAUAUAAUAACUCCCUUCUGCUGCAGGGACACUGACAGAAGUGUAGAGGGGAAUUUUUGACAGGUCUGAGGUCAGCUUAUUGUGCAUAUACUGUCCCUCCUGUGCUUUUAAAAGGCAAUGUCUCCUUCCAUCCCACACCUUAUAGUUUUCUUUGAUGCAUUUGCCUAUUUCGAUUCCUAAGAAUCCCCAGAUCUUUUUUGCUGUCAUCUAAAGCCAGCAUGAAAUCAAAAAUUCACCUUUCAUCUGUUUGUAAAUGCAUGUCAUGCUUAAACCUCUACCUUUUUUUGCAAUCGACUGCAAGCACACAUUCACUAUUGAGUGUAAUGCUCAAACCUCAAAAUCUAAUCAUCAACCAAUGCAAAGUCCUCAUUCUACAUUUUUCUUUUCCUAUAAGCACUACACUUGUAUGCACGUCAAAAGAAAGAAAACAUUCUAUUGCGCAGUUAAUCAGAAAAAACAAUAAUAGGUUAAAAACUCUUAUAAAUGGCCAAGUAACAGGGAAUGUUCUAAUGUUUUUUCUGAAACAUUUUAAUUGGAUUCUUUAACUAUUUUUAAAUGUUACUACUUUCAGAAUGCCCAGAAAACAUUCAAAACUAACUUUUUCAUAAUGCCAAAUUCAAAUUGGCUUUGCUUGUUGUGAAGAGUGUGUCAAUAUGUGUUUAUACCUUCCUCCCCUUUCCUCUGAAUCUGUAGGAUAUCUAUGAUAAUUGUCUUUCCUCCCCAAUCUAUCCUUCUUCUUCCUCUCCGCAGCCAAUCAGAAGCCAAUAAAUCAAUAAUCUGUCAAUGAUGAUCAGUGAUGUGAUGGAUGUAACACUGAAAACGUUUAACUCUGUCUCCCUCUUUCUCUCUCUUUUUUUUUCUCCUCCCUCCUUUCCUCUCAGCCAUCAUAAGCAAAUUGUAAAUGUUGUUUUCCUGAAUAUAACAGUGUGAAGAGAUGCCCAUUAAAAAAAAUUUUAAUCGCAGAAAGUCUGGCAGGACGACUAGUUAAUAUUGUAAAUCUGUAGCUGUGAUUGAUGUGUGUGCAAUGUUUCCUGUCCCUCAUCUCAUUGCACAUAUAUAAAUACUUCUCCAGAGGUCAGAAUUACAAAAAGAGCAUUGGUUGAGAGCGAUGCAGAUGUCUCUGUGGAAACUGCAGGGUGAAGUGUGAGAGAGAGAUACUUGGAAUAUCAGCUUGGUUCUGCAAUGGGGCAUGUGUGGAGGUGGACUCCGACACAGAGGCGGUGUUGGGUCAAGGCUUCAAAUUAGGCUGCAUCUCAUGCAAGAUGAGAGGAGAAGUACCGGCCUCUGCUACAGUGGACUGGUGGUUCAUGGCCAAAGGCGAGAGUGAAUUUACACACAUCUACAGUUAUGCAGACUUGACAGGCUACAUAAUGGACGACCGCUUCGAUGAACGCCUAGCCUGGAACGGCAGUAAAAAAACUGAAGAUGUGCAGGACGGCUCAAUUUACAUCCUUAACGUCACCUUCAAUGACACCGGCACCUAUCGAUGUUUCUUUGACCGCACACUUGUAUUUCCCAAUUACGAGUACCGCACCAAUGCCACCAAAUUUAUCUCCAUCAACGUAGUAGGCAAAGCUACACGAGGCAUGGCGUCCAUCUUAUCCGAGAUCAUGAUGUACGUGUCCAUUAUUGGUCUGCAGUUGUGGCUGUUGGUGGAGAUGGUCUACUGUUACAGGAAGAUUGCAGCAGCUGGAGAGGAAGCUCUGAGAGAGAGCGAGGCGGAAUAUUUAGCUAUAACCUCGGAGAGCAAAGAUAAUUGUGCAGGUGUAACGGUGGCAGAAUAACGCAGGUCCAAAAAAAGUCUCAAGCCAAAAGCUUGAUGCUCGGUCCAUCACAGCAUCACCAAUGGCCUCCUCCAUCACCCUCACCGGCUCUCUGUGAACGCACAGGGCUGCUGUUUUGACCUUUGUGUACGACUGUGACAGACCCACCGUUC
Carassius gibelio (silver crucian carp) is the source of this 4455-nucleotide messenger RNA. RefSeq names its product sodium channel, voltage-gated, type I, beta a (gene scn1ba). Gene Ontology annotation, molecular function: sodium channel regulator activity. Gene Ontology annotation, cellular component: voltage-gated sodium channel complex. The record is from RefSeq and is a predicted model, not a curated record. The coding region runs from base 3782 to 4303 and encodes 173 amino acids. Gene Ontology annotation, biological process: cardiac muscle cell action potential involved in contraction; regulation of heart rate by cardiac conduction; sodium ion transport. The transcript is spliced from 6 exons. Lineage: Eukaryota; Metazoa; Chordata; Actinopteri; Cypriniformes; Cyprinidae.